AUGCCGUCGACCAAGGACAAGGUGCUAUCAUUAUGGCACAACAAGCGUGCCCAAGUGGUGAUGUUCUCCUCAACAGCCAUUGCGUUGUAUGGAUAUGAUCAGGGGAUGAUGUCCCUGAUCAACACCAACUUCGACUAUCUCUACACAAUGGGCAUCUCUGGCGACAGCCCAAUCAUCGGUUGGAUUGUGGGUAUCUACUACCUGGGCUGCGCCGUGGGAGCUGUGCUAUUUUCAAUGGUAGCAGAUCGUUAUGGCCGGAAGAAGUCCAUAUUCGCCUGCUUAGCGACGGCUUCUCUAGGAAAUCUUAUCAUGUUCGUCUCGGGGCUCUGGGGAAGGCCAGGCGCUCUGUACACCAUGUUCGCAGGCCGUAUUGUCAUGGGACUUGGAGUAGGUGGCGUCGAUGCUGUGAUUCCUAUUUACAGCUCCGAGCUGGCAAGGGAUGAGGCUCGCGGCAAGGCGCUUGCGCAAGAGUUCCAGAUGAACAUCUUUGGGUUGAACAUGGCGUUUGGGAUCAACUUAGGUGUAACACGCGCCCUGGGCAAGUCUAGCGAAUGGGCCUGGCGUAUCCCCAUCAUUGUGAUGCAGGUAUACCCAGUGGCACUCCUCGCCUGUAUUGAAACCCUGCCCGAAAGCCCCAGGUGGUUCAUCUCUAACGGCAGAGACGACGACGCAAGAAAAGCGCUCGAGGAUAUAUAUGGCGAGCUUGGGGAUGGCGAAGCAGGCGAUGGACACAGGCAGUUCGAGGAUCUGAAGCGGAUUCACGAAGAAGAAGUCAGCCACAGCGUAAGCUAUUGGGAUAUGCUUACUCCAAGCCACGAUCAGUUCCACCCUACCUUCAUCACUUGUUUGGUCCAAUUCAACCAAGCACUGACUGGUUAUGGUGCUGUUUCGGUUUACGGACCCCAGAUCUUCUCUCUACUUGGAUUCGACAUAGUCACUGCCGAGAACCUUACCAUGGCCAAUUAUCUCUCUUAUUUCGUGCUAAUGACCAUUGCCUGGAUACUCAUUGAUGCCAUGGGCCGCCGUGUGCUCAUGCUUUGGGGCUCUGUGGUUCUCACCGUCUGCUUCCUCCUGCUUGCCAUUUUCGGCGGCCUUGCGAUGCACGCAGACUCGCUCGGCCUCGAUCAGACUGCAAUGGCCAUACCUGGCAUUAUGUCUCUAUUUGUUGCUACGGGUGCCUUUGGUAUUGGAUGGCUAGCGACCGUAUGGCUUAUACCCACCGAGAUUUUCCCGACAACAGCUCGUGCGCAGGCGGCUGCGAUUAGUGUCGUCAUAUGGGGACUCGCCAACUUCGCCAUCACUUUCUUAACACCAAUCAUGUUCAACAACCUGACCUACCUAAUUUUCCUCGUGUUCGCGGCUACCAAUGCGGCGGCGGGAAUCUCCACUUACUUUCUCUUACCGGAAAGCGGCAAUAGAAGUUUUGAGGACAACGUGCUGUUUUUCCAAGAGGCCAAGAAGGUGGGUUCUUGGCUCGUGGGACGCGUCAAGGACGGAGAGUGGAAGAGUAUGCCGUAUGGUGAUGUGCUGCUUGAUGGGAGCGCUGAGGCUCAUGAGCAGCAACCGUUGUUGAGCAGGGUGGGCGACCAGAUACCAUGA
Messenger RNA from Neoarthrinium moseri, 1599 nucleotides. RefSeq lists its product as uncharacterized. The record is from RefSeq and is a predicted model, not a curated record. The coding region runs from base 1 to 1599 and encodes 532 amino acids. NCBI's taxonomy places the organism in Eukaryota, Fungi, Ascomycota, Sordariomycetes, Amphisphaeriales, Apiosporaceae. Gene Ontology annotation, molecular function: carbohydrate:proton symporter activity. Gene Ontology annotation, cellular component: membrane. Gene Ontology annotation, biological process: transmembrane transport; carbohydrate transport. The transcript has 2 exons.